Molecule: messenger RNA, 1357 nt
Organism: Salvia hispanica
Lineage: Eukaryota; Viridiplantae; Streptophyta; Magnoliopsida; Lamiales; Lamiaceae
Product: lipid-binding serum glycoprotein family protein
Molecular function (GO): protein binding
Source: RefSeq, a predicted model, not a curated record
UCUCCCUCUUUUGAGUCUUGCCGGCGUUCCCUGCUACCUACCUAUUUGGCCCAAUUAUAUUAUGAACAAACUUAGUUCAUAUCAGUUCGUCGAUUAUUGUUUUUAAUCUUAAAAUUUGCUUCAUUUUAGUGGUAAUGGUGUUCGAUUUUGAUUCUUCCCUCUUUUUAUUUGUUUGCAAUUGAGUUUUCUGCCCCUGCCCCUGCCCCUUGUUUGAUUUAGGAAUGAUGCCACAAUUUGUAUUUCUAUCUCUUGGAAUUGCAUCACUAUGCUUUUCUUUUCGUUUUCUAAUUUGAUCCUGAUCACAUGAGUUCAUUUAUCGACCAUCUUUUUAAGUAGUGUAAUAGUGAAUCUGGUCAAGCUUUUGAGUGCAGCGAAAAAUAUUGGCGUAGCAGGAUCAACUAGCAUUGCAUGCUGUGGUGAAUGGCAGAAGAGAGCAACAAAGCCUUGUUACUUUCAGUUGAUUGUCCUAGUGCAAGGCUUCCCGAUCAUCUGCUGAUCGAAAUCUUUAUUCGUGUGCCCAUAGUGGAGUGGGGACACCUCGCCUGUGUUAAUAAAUACUGGGCUGAUUUGUUUAGGCAGGAUUGCUUGUGGCACGCUGCUCUUAUUAGGUGUUUCCCUUUGGCUGGUCAUGGUGAAAGGUGGCCUGGCCCUAUUCCUCGUGGGAUGAGCAAGAGGAGGUUUAUUGCUCUGUGUAUGAGUAAAUGUAUCUUUCCACUUGGUGAUGAGCUAAGUGAGAUUGUAGGUCAUUCAUACUUGUUUCUGAAAGAGCAGCUCGAAAUUUCAACUUUGCCUCCUUCACCAGUUAUACUUCAUGGAACUAUAAUAGAUCAGUUUAUUGCCUGUGGCAAAUCAAGGGACAGAGCUCAUGAGCUUGCUUCAGUUAUUUGGUUGGCUGUCAUUGACAACUUGGAGGAGAAUCAUCAGACGUUUCUUUUGCUUAAACGUCUUGCACUUGAGGGCGAUUGUGAUGUGAAUUUGGUUCAACAGGUGUUUCUGCCAUAUCCAUACUCAAGAUCCUUCAAAGUUGAGUGGAAGAUAUUAGACAGACUUUUCACAGAUUUUCGCGACUGCUUAGCUGAUGCAGAUUACUAUGAUUUAUUGGCUUGUGCAAAACAGAAAUUUCAGCCAAUACCACCAACCUGGCUGGGAUAUUAACACCUCUCUUAUUUUCUAAAUUUCUAUCUCUGAAGUCGCCCAUUGAAAUCAAUCCCAGAUCUCAAUUAUGCUAAUUUUAGACCAUUCAUGGACUGAGAACCUGUAUAUGAUGUAAAUAUGAAAGAUUGUAAUUUCAGACCAUGAAAAAGUGGGUGCAGGUUUGUGAAUAAUGAAUAGAUCAUUGAUGAAUGGAUUAUGGAUA